This is a messenger RNA of Gossypium arboreum, 1073 nucleotides long. Its product is annotated as arogenate dehydratase 2-like. Bases 640 to 882 code for a protein of 80 amino acids. Gene Ontology annotation, molecular function: arogenate dehydratase activity; prephenate dehydratase activity. Gene Ontology annotation, cellular component: cytoplasm; chloroplast. The transcript is spliced from 3 exons. NCBI's taxonomy places the organism in Eukaryota, Viridiplantae, Streptophyta, Magnoliopsida, Malvales, Malvaceae. Gene Ontology annotation, biological process: L-phenylalanine biosynthetic process. The record is from RefSeq and is a predicted model, not a curated record.
UAUAUUUCUCCUAGUUGAUUAAUGCCAUUUACUCUUCUUUUUUUAUUAUAGGCAGUUGCAAGGCGGGUUGCAGACAGGGCAGUAAUACCGAUAGAGAAUUCAUUAGGAGGAAGCAUCCAUGGAAACUACGACCUGUUGCAUCGCCACAAUCUGCAUAUAAUUGGUGAAAUUCAGUUUGCUGUUUCCCAUUGCUUGCUUGCCAACAAUGGCGUUGACCUUCAUGAUUUGAAAACCGUUCUUAGCCAUCCUCAAGUAUGAACCAUUAAAACCUACUUCAACCUUCUUAAUUCAGGGCUUAAUAAUAUAUAUUUGUAAUUUAAUCUCAACUAUAUACACUUUAUUAAUACGUUAAUUUGAUACCUAAAUGAUAUUUUUGAUUGGGAUAACAGUAUGCUAUUUCUUAUGCUUGUAUCGGUUCUAUUUACCUUAAUGAAUUUACAUAUUAACCCUGAAUUUGAAUGGUACGACAUUUGAGGCACUUGCUCAAUGUGAGAAGAGCUUGACGAAGUUGGGAUUGGAGGGAGAAGCAGUGGCUAAUACUGCAGUUGCAGCAAAGGUAAAGGGUCUUAAUGAUGAGCCACAUUACAGUUGAUGGGUCUUAAUGAUAAACAUGUGUAUAUAUAGAAAGUGGCUGCCGAAAUGCUAAGAGAUACAGGAGCCUUGGCUAGUUCAUCUGCUGCAUUGCUUUAUGGACUCAACAUUCUUGCCUCAAAUGUUCAGGACGAUAGCAACAACGUUACUCGAUUUCUGGUGCUAGCCAGGGAACCCCUUACUCCUGCCACAGAUACGCCCUUCAAGAGUGUUCAAUGGAGCCUCGAGACGGGACGGAUGGAGCGGCCGCUGCACAUAGGGAAUCCAGGGGAGGAUUGGGAGGGGAUUUAGGAUAAAACUGAGAUGGUAAAUUUGGGGUCGUAAAAGAUCAGCGUUCACGGCGUUUCACACAAAAAAACGCUGCUAAAAUCAAAACGAUGUCAUCCAAUUAUUUGGAUCUUAUAAACCGACGGUGUUUUAUCCAGAAAACGCCAUUAGAUAUAUACAAUUUGGAGUGAUUCCAGGUAAACGCGUCUAUAUAU